AAUCCACCCCGCUUCGCCUAUCCUCACCCCCUCUAUGUAAUCCCUCUCUCUCUCUCCUCUCUCCGACAUCGAGAUCUUUUCUUCGAUCAAAUUCUUCAAUGGCUGCUCAAGGAGAAGGAUCUUCUUCAGAUCCUAAGAUUUCGAAGAAGGACUUCAGUACUGCCAUCCUCGAGAGAAAGAAAGCUCCGAAUCAAUUGGUCGUCGAUGAAGCGGUCAGUGAUGAUAAUUCGGUGGUUUCGAUGUAUCCUGAUACAAUGGAGAAGCUUCAGCUGUUUCGAGGGGAUACGGUUCUCUUGAAGGGUAAGAGGAAGGGGAUACCAUAUGCAUUGCACUUGCUGAUGAAACAUGUGAAGAACCCAAGAUUAGGAUGAACAAAGUGGUGAGAUCAAACCUGCGGGUGAGGCUUGGGGAUGUGCUCUCUGUCCAUCAAUGCUAGGACGUUAAGUAUGUGAAGCGAUUGCAUAUUUUGCCAACUGAUGAUAUUGUUGAAGGUGUCACUGGGAACCUAUUUGAUGCAUAUUUGAAGCGACAUUGAAAGGGAGAGGAGAAGAGGUGGGAAUCCUGAAGCUAUGGAAGAAGAUGAGGUGGAUGAGGCUGCAGAGAUAAAGGCUGCUCACUUUGAAGAGUCGAUGUAGUUUUGCUCGGAGAAGCGUGAGUGAUGCUGACAUCCGUAAGUACCAGGCUUUCGCCCAGACGUUGCAGCAGUGGAGGGGUUUCGGAAGCGAAUUCCGCUUCUCGGAGCGGUCAGAGUCUGCAGCUGUGCGUAUCUUGUUGCGCGUUAUGUUUGCUGCUUGUGAGAGUUCAAUCUCUAGUUUCCGUGAAAAUAAUUGACCAGGUUCCACAGGUUAGUUAGCAAUAUAUUCGGCUACUGCGUCGCUGUCUUCAGUCGUCAAAGUGAUCUGAUGCUUUCCGUCAUUCUGUUAUGCUUCAUCAUCGUUACAGUUGGUCUUUGGUUCAUGUAAAAGCGUCCGGCUUUUAUCUGCUGCUCUCUCCCAUUCUUUUCUCAACGAACUCUCUGCGAUUGCUGUGCUGCUUGUGUUUAUUUAGCAAAUUCCAACCCCGCUCAAUUUUCUCCCUGAGUAUCUAUUUGAAAGGGAAACUAUACUGUUUUUGCAAUGGAGCUUGUUUACAUCCAGAAAGAUGUUUAAUAAAACUGUCUGCUAUAACGCCCAUCAAAGGCCGGAGCGAUUUCAGGAAUUUUUUUUUAAUAUAUCGGGGACUGAUUUUACUUAUUA
This is a messenger RNA of Asparagus officinalis (garden asparagus), 1235 nucleotides long. Its product is annotated as cell division cycle protein 48 homolog. The transcript is spliced from 4 exons. Lineage: Eukaryota; Viridiplantae; Streptophyta; Magnoliopsida; Asparagales; Asparagaceae. The record is from RefSeq and is a predicted model, not a curated record. Bases 99 to 371 code for a protein of 90 amino acids.